UAAAAAAAUACAAAAAAACAAUAAAUUUUUUAAAUGUGAACAAAUGUUUUGCGGUUUUUUCUUCUGGUUAAUUUUCUUCUUUGCAGAAACUCAUCUAAAAUAUUUACAAAUAUAUUUUCCAAUAAGUUGCAGUGUCUUGACAUGGGGUAAGCAUCAUUGCAUACUUUUCAGAGAAUUGUUAACAACACCUUAACCUAUUUCAUUGUUGAUAUUAUAAACAUGUCAACAAACACAGUAUUAGUUUACUGUUUAAACAUUUGACUAUUAAAGCUAUUACGAUUGUACUCGCUUUGUUUGUAAUUAUGCGUUAUGGGAAGCAAAAACUUAGCAAACUAACAAGUAAGCAAAGGCGGAAAUCUGGUUGUCUUGCUAUAAAAGCAGUUGGUAAGAUUCCAAUUAACCACAACACCUGAUCGUCCAACUCCAGUCGUUACAAACAAAGUGUCUUUCAAAAUGAAGUUCCUUUUCGUGGUCGCCCUAAUUGUCCUGGCCAUCCAACUGGCUUCCUCUGCUAGUACAACUACCACAACCACUACAACAACCACCGAUGCCACGACUACAACAACCACCACCACCGACGCCACCACCACGACGACAACCGCCUCUUCCACCCACAAGAAGCGUUGUUGGAAGGGCAACAACUGGUGCCACACCCGCAUCCCCAAGAGGAAGUGCAAGCACCCAAAGAGGUGUCACAAGACCAUCGUGAUUGUGACCCACAAGAAGAACUAGUUUCCUCUUUCUCUUUUCUGCAUGAUACACACUGAAAUAAAAAUUAUACAAAA
This is a messenger RNA of Drosophila yakuba, 785 nucleotides long. RefSeq lists its product as uncharacterized. Bases 454 to 732 code for a protein of 92 amino acids. The record is from RefSeq and is a predicted model, not a curated record. The transcript has a single exon. NCBI's taxonomy places the organism in Eukaryota, Metazoa, Arthropoda, Insecta, Diptera, Drosophilidae.